CUGAGCUUGGAUGAGUAAGUGAAGAACAGGAUGGCAAACUCAGCACUGGAGAUUGUGGGUCUUUUAGUAUCCCUAAUCGGGCUGAUCGGGGCAGCAGCAACUACAGGAAUGCCUAUGUGGCGCGUCACAGCCUUCAUUGGAGACAAUAUCAUCGUGUUUGAGACUCUGUUUGAGGGCUUGUGGAUGAAUUGCUACCAACAGGCAAGCUUCAGGAUGCAGUGUAAAGUGUACGACUCUCUCCUGGCCCUGACUCCUGACCUGCAGGCGGCAAGGGGGCUUAUGUGCUGCUCUCUGGCACUGAGUGGUCUUGGUGUGCUGAUCAGUCUGAUAGGCAUGCAGUGCACAUCAUGCAUCCAAAACAAUGAUCGAGCUAAGCGGCUGGUUCUCAUCAUUGCUGGUAGCAUGAUCAUAUUGGGUUGCUUCUGUGUCCUCAUCCCCGUCUCCUGGACGGGUCACGUCAUCAUCACUAACUUCUACAACCCCUUGCUGAUCGAUGCCCAGCGGAGAGAGCUUGGAGCAGCUCUCUACAUUGGCUGGGUAACUUCGGCUUUCUUGUUUGCUGGAGGAUGCAUUUUUAUUUGCUGUAAUAUACAGUCGGAUGACAAAGAUUCAGAGCGAUACCUAUACUCCAAGGCCUCAGACUAUUCGGUCUACCCUCAACAGCCACUACAGCCUCUACAGCCUCAACAACUGAUGACGCUUCCCCAACCACGAUCUCAGCCAAUGCUAUCAAGAUACCCAUCGUCUGUCUACAGUUACCAGUCCAGAUAUCCCUCUGUACACAGUGCACACAGUGGGGUCGCGUUUCUGUAAACACUUAUUUUUAUUUUUGUUUUUUUAAUUGAUCAGAAACUGCAUUUCAGGUUUAAGAGAAAAUGUGUGUGAACCAAUACACCAUUUCUACUGCAUUAUGUGUAUUAAUUCAAUUUGAUACUAACAGCCUUAUAUUUUAUACAAAUGCUUAAAAAAAAGUGUACAUUUAUGCUGUAUAUAACAAUUUAAUUCAAUCUUUAACCACUGAAAAUUAUUAAAAAGUUGACUUACUGUAAAACAUGCACUUUGUUAAUGGGACAUGUCAUCUCUGAAAAACAAGCGUAGUUGUAACUACAUUUAACCCUCUCAGGCUCAAAUUAAGUUUUUGUUGCUAAUGCA
This is a messenger RNA of Maylandia zebra (zebra mbuna), 1152 nucleotides long. It is a transcript of the gene cldn8.1, whose product is annotated as claudin 8.1. Lineage: Eukaryota; Metazoa; Chordata; Actinopteri; Cichliformes; Cichlidae. Gene Ontology annotation, molecular function: structural molecule activity. Gene Ontology annotation, cellular component: bicellular tight junction; membrane. The record is from RefSeq and is a predicted model, not a curated record.